AUGACUUUCUACGAUGAUAUUUAUCCAUUCUACAAUAUGAGAAGGACUUCCUUCAUCUUCAGUGGCCACUUGCUCACAGUUAUUGUGUGCUUCCUUGUCACGGCGCUUUGUCUACUACUCAUUCUGCCCGGCAUUCGAGGAAAACCGCGGCUGUUCUGGCUGUUGAGGAUCGUUUUGAGCUUAUUUAUCGGUGCUGUCAUCGUUGCACUCAACUUUGCUGACAACUGGGCCGAGGCCCGUAUGACCACAAAUGCCACCUACAAGUCUUUCAGCAAUGCGGUGGUUCACGCCGACAUCGGCCUACAUGUUGGCUUGUAUGGCAUUAAUGUCACACUCAAAGGGAAUCCUGUAAUCCAGUUGAAUGAGACAAUCGACUACAAUGAGAUGUUCACCUGGCACGAUACUAUCGAAGAGGAGUAUAAGGCAGCAUUGGAGAAAGGGCUUCCGAACCCCAUCCUCUACAUUGCUGAAAAAUUCACAGUCAACAGUCCGUGCGGCCUCAUCUUUCACUACAGACACUCUGGGCGAUACGCAUCUGCGACUCUCUGGACGGCAUUCUGCUGCUGGAUGCUGGCCAAUGUCCUUCUCUCCAUGCCAGUCAUUUUAUAUGCCGGCUAUAUGAUGUUGGCUACAGGUGCCUUCAUCUUUAUCUCUACAGCCGCUUUCACCGCCGUCAAGAAUGCGCCACAGUGCGUUUUCUCAAUUGGGACAGCUUCUUUUGAAGCCGAGUACAGCCUUUCCUUCUGGCUGGCUCUAGCUACCGGUGCACUGUGUACUAUCAUCGGAGUUGUAGUUGUGAUGAUGAACUUUUUGGUACCUGAGAAGAUAAAAGAGGCUUUCAGUGUGGGUAUGGAAACCUGUGAAGAUGAGGACGUGUCUUAUGGGGAAACAUACCUGAAUUCAGCCAUCCUUGAUCAUGUGACAGUCUCACCAGGAGCAUGUCUGACUCCUUCCUUCUCUCAAAUUUUUGUGCUCAAGACUUGA
This is a messenger RNA of Nerophis lumbriciformis (worm pipefish), 984 nucleotides long. NCBI's taxonomy places the organism in Eukaryota, Metazoa, Chordata, Actinopteri, Syngnathiformes, Syngnathidae. The record is from RefSeq and is a predicted model, not a curated record.